AUGGCGACAUCUGAUCUGGAUCAACUGGUCAUGAUGGGCUUCGACAAGGAACGCAGUGAGAUGGCAUUGAAGAAUACAGGUAGUUUGGCAGACGCGAUCGACUGGCUCGAUGCGAACUCGUCAAAGUCAUUAGAAGAACUGAAGGCCGAGAAAGACGCAGCGGCGGCGGCAAAGGCGGCGGAGGAGGCGGAGGAGGCGCGCAGUCUGGUGUGCAACGAGUGUGGGAAGAAGUUUAGAGGGACCACUCAGGCCGAGUUCCACGCAUCAAAGUCCGGCCACACCGACUUCUCGGAAUCAACUGAAGAAAUCGCGCCCUUGACCGAAGAAGAGAAAAAAGCCAAGCUUGCAGAGUUGAGAGAGAAACUGGCAGCCAAGCGAGCAGUCCAGUCAGAACAAGACAAGGUCGACAAGAAGCGCAAUGAACAAAUCAACCGGAAGAAGACCAAGGAAACAGAAGAUCUUAAGGAGCAACUCAAGGCCAAAGAGCAGAUUAAGGAGGCCGAGAAGAAGAGACGAGAAAAGCAAGAGGAAAUUGAAGCAAAGAAGAGGAUUCAAGCCAAGAUCGCCGCCGACAAAGAGGAACGCAGAUUGCGAGCGGAGCGGGAAAAGGCUCAGCGCGCUGGGAUGGCACCUCCAGUCGCAGCCGCCCCCCCUCCGACAGCAGCUCCAGCAGUUCCCAAGCCAGCGUCGGAGUACAAGGAGACACGGUUGAGGUUGCAGACCUCGACAGGAAAUAUCAUGAAAACCUUCCCAGUCGAAACAACUUUGUUCGAGGUUGCAGCGGCUGUGGGAGAGGAAACCGGUCGCGACGUCGAAAGCUUCACGCAGAACUUCCCCAGAAAGGUCUUCGACCAGGAAUACUUUGGGGAGAGUCUGAAGGAUCUAAAGCUCGUGCCCAGUGCCAGCUUGAUUGUGAAGUAG
Messenger RNA from Fonsecaea erecta, 921 nucleotides. RefSeq lists its product as hypothetical. The coding region runs from base 1 to 921 and encodes 306 amino acids. The record is from RefSeq and is a predicted model, not a curated record. The transcript is spliced from 2 exons. NCBI's taxonomy places the organism in Eukaryota, Fungi, Ascomycota, Eurotiomycetes, Chaetothyriales, Herpotrichiellaceae. Gene Ontology annotation, molecular function: protein binding.